Nematostella vectensis (starlet sea anemone) is the source of this 1483-nucleotide messenger RNA. RefSeq lists its product as uncharacterized. NCBI's taxonomy places the organism in Eukaryota, Metazoa, Cnidaria, Anthozoa, Actiniaria, Edwardsiidae. The transcript has 7 exons. Bases 283 to 1008 code for a protein of 241 amino acids. The record is from RefSeq and is a predicted model, not a curated record.
ACGGCUGCCAUCUUUUGGUGGUAAACAGCAGAGAGAGAGAGCGAGAGGAGAACCGAGCGUUUUCACAGCGGCAUUUUGAAUGAAUUUUAUACAGUACCAGGGCUGGCAAAAUGUGCAAAAUGAAGUUAACAGGGCACAUAAGAUAGAAUGUAGCACCCUGACUCCACUAGUUUCGCCUAACGGCAUCUUUUCUUAGGUUUUGUCUUAAUUUUUGGCUUCGAGUUUCGGCUUGAACCAAGUUCUGUCGGUAUUUGGUAGUUGUACUUUGUCUCACAAGUCGUCAUGCCAAAUACUAAGGGAGCCAGUUUACUGGCUGACCCGAUGACAAGAAAGUCUGCAACUGUGUGUCGUCUGAGGCAGCACCUUCGCCGAAAAAGGGAAUCUUUAGCAGACCAUUUUGACUUCAAGAUGUAUCUUUCCUUCGUCUUCAGGGACAAGAAGAAAAGCUGUGCACUGUUUGAAGUUUCAGAUGUUAUCCCUGUCAUGACAAAUAAUUACAAAGAUAGCAUCAUGAAAGGUGUUAAGGAGGAAGCCUACUCUCUGGAGAGCUCCCAGGAGUUGCUAGAGAAGGACGUUGUCCAGCUUCAUGCUCCACACUACCGCCCAAUGAGAAAGGACAUCAUUGGCUGUAACCAGGCAGUGGAUUUUUUUCUGUGGCCUCGCAAGGACAUUGACAAGAUUGUGUGUCACCUGUUUUCACGCUGGAAGGAGGACACUGAUGCAGCCUAUCGUCCAGUCCAGGUUGAGUUUGAGUUUGAUCACAUGGACUAUGAAAAGCAGCUCCUUCACUUGCUUGCGCGCCGUGACUCCACUGGGCUGAUUAUCAACAACCCCUCUCAGUCCAUGUUCCUGUUUGUAGACAGGCAUAACCUCAAGACUCCUCAGAAUAAGGCAGUCUUCUUCAAGCUGUCAAGCCUCUGUCUUCAUGUUCAACAGGAUCAGCUGAUGCACUGGGGACCGGGAAGCAUUGACCUUGUGCUUGAUCAAUAUAUGCCUCCAAUGAACUGAAGACUGGAAUGCCUACAAAGGACAAAAUGGACUUGGACUUAAUUGAAACACGUGCAUCAAAGGGGCUGAAACGGAAUGGAUUAGCAAAAUGAUCAAUGGAAUGGACACGGACUGAAUUUAUUAAAUACAGAAUGACAUUCUUUUUACAAGGGAUACUGAAAUCCUGUGUUGGGAUACCACAGCACUAUCAUUUUAUUAAUUGUCACUAGGUAGGAGCAUAUUGAUUUGGUCUACUCUGUUGUUUUCUUAACUGUUCAAAUAGCUUGAUGUGAUCUGGUGUCUAGGAUCAAUGUUACUAUUGUUUCUUGGAAACGUUGUUUUUAAAUCUUUGUCCUUAUUAAGGGCAUGCAAUUAAGACCCGUCUCAAUCUAAAUUUGUUACAUGUUAUGGCCUUUCGCUCGCUAGAAGAACACGAAGGUGGAAAACAAACAUUUCCCAAUAAAACUCAUAUUAGAACAUGUUAAUGUUCUUUGAA